Messenger RNA from Pieris napi, 3851 nucleotides. RefSeq names its product ELAV-like protein 2. Gene Ontology annotation, molecular function: RNA binding. Bases 399 to 1403 code for a protein of 334 amino acids. The transcript is spliced from 2 exons. The record is from RefSeq and is a predicted model, not a curated record. NCBI's taxonomy places the organism in Eukaryota, Metazoa, Arthropoda, Insecta, Lepidoptera, Pieridae. Gene Ontology annotation, cellular component: ribonucleoprotein complex.
UUUAACUCACGAAUAGCGAAUGGCAACAUUUACAAAAAAUUGAAGUGAAAGAAAUGAAUUUACGAGAAUAGGUCGCGAGUUGCAUAGAUUUUUGGUUGAUUUCCUUUUCACUUUGCUUUGAUAUUCUUAAAAAGAUCUAAUAAACUCGAGUUAAUUUGUGUUUACUCCCACAAUUUGAUUCAACGGAUCGAACACAAUUCAGCCGAAAACAGGAUAAGUACGAGAGUGGACAGCAUCUUAUUGAUUUUCUUUCCAUGCAUAUGCUUUCAACCAACGCGAGCCUAAGUUAAUACCUGGCCCGUUUAAUCAAUGAUCCUGCUCAACUAUUAAUGAUAAAUCUAUUAAACUGUUAAAACAAGUGAAUUUCUCAGUUUUUGGUGAAACGAAAUUUUGUGAAAAUGAUGGCCAACUCGAUGGACACGGUAAACUCCAAUCAGCCCACACAAAAUGGUAGCAAGUUACAACCCUGCCACAAUGAGUCUAAGACAAACUUGAUAGUAAAUUAUUUACCACAAACAAUGACUCAAGAAGAGAUAAGGUCAUUGUUCUCCAGUGUGGGGGAAGUAGAGAGUUGCAAGCUGAUCAGAGACAAAGUGACGGUGUUUCCCGAUCACAUCCUUAAUGGCCAGAGUUUAGGCUAUGCAUUUGUGAAUUACCACAAAGCUGAAGAUGCUGAAAAAGCAGUAAACACUUUAAAUGGUCUCCGUUUGCAAAAUAAGAUCAUAAAAGUGUCUUAUGCCCGUCCCAGCUCAGAUGCUAUCAAAGGAGCAAAUUUGUAUGUAUCAGGACUCCCCAAACAUAUGACACAGCAAGAAUUAGAAAAGCUGUUCUGUCCAUAUGGCUCCAUCAUCAGCUCACGUAUUCUCCAUGAGAAUGUCAAUGUGGGCCAUCUUAUGCAAGCAGGCUUAGAAGAUCAAGGAGGCUUACAAGGACCUUCAAGAGGAGUUGCAUUUAUACGAUAUGACCAGAGGUGUGAAGCAGAAGCAGCUAUUCGUGAACUAAAUGGCACUGUUCCACCUGGAGGAACUGGGCCCAUGACUGUUAAAUGUGCAAACAAUCCAAGCAAUCAAAACAAGGCCCUAGCUCCAUUGGCAGCAUACCUGGCUCCUGCAUCUGCUCGUCGCUUCAUUGGCCCUGCUGGUGGUUCUGGCUGGUGCAUUUUCGUUUACAACAUUGGUGCUGACACUGAGGAGAGCAUCCUGUGGCAGCUUUUUGGCCCCUUUGGUGCAGUACAGAGUGUUAAAAUCAUCAGAGAUCCAGCAACCAACAAAUGUAAAGGUUACGGUUUUGUUACUAUGACCAACUAUGAUGAGGCUGUUGUUGCAAUUCAGUCACUGAAUGGUUAUUCACUUAAUGGCCAAGUCCUGCAGGUCAGCUUCAAAACGAACAAGAGUAAAUCCUAAGUGUUUUCAAAACCUAGUCAAUAAAUUGUAGCUAAUGCAAAAAUGUUGAUCAUAACUGUCAUGGUUUGUUGUCACAUAUUCAAUUACUAUAGUACUUAUGCGAUAAGUAACAAAUCAUGACAUGACAGUUAACCAGUAUUCACAAUAAUAUGUACAAACCACCUUCUUUAUCACCUCAAUAGGUAUCUUUAUAACAAUGAGUUAUAUAAAAAAGACAUGAAAAUUUAAUCAUGAAUCUUUUCAACCAAUGAUUGCUAACAAAUUCCUGUAAAAAUUUAAUACUCGUAAUUUAAUACUGGCAUAAUUUAUCAAAAUUUAAAAAAUAAACACCAUUGAUAGAUCAAGAUCAACCUAUUUACAUUUAAAUUAAGGUUUAUAUUUACCAAGAUUUUAAUGGAAAUGACACAAAAUAUAAGCAAUAUAUUUUCUAUUUUUACAAACCUAAUUGACAGUGCAAUAUUAAAUUUUUACUAUAAGUAAACUUAUACAGACGCAAAAAAUAUAUUAUGUAUAAUGUGCAAUUAUACACUUAUUUAUAUUCAAAAUAUGGCAAUAUCUAUUUAAAAGCAUAAGUAAUAUAUUAAAUCUCAAUUACAUACCCAUUACCAAAGACAACAGAAUGCUAGAUAAAAUUUACUUAUAAUGGCUAGCAAAAUAUCUUCCAUUAAACUUUUUAUAACAGUAGGGAUUGUCCGUUUAUAGAUAUCUAAUUAAUAAAAAGUAUUUAUUAUAGUCUUGAAAUUGACUCAUGCACAAAAUCAUUAGAUAAAGGUCUAAUAAAAAAUUGUUUCAUUGUAAAAAGUACCUAGUAAUAUUUUGCCAUUUCAUUUCAAAUGAGACUUUGACUAAAUCAAGAAAUUCGGAGACCAUGACAAUCAGUGUAUUAAUGAUUGAUCAACAUUUUAUUAAUGAUUUCUAUUGACUAAAUUAAUGAAAAAAAUCACAUUGAUUAUAAUAUAGAAUACUUUUUCAGAAGAAACUGAUUAGCAAUACAUAAUAUUUAACUAAAUUUAAAAUUUAUUGCAUAGAACACAAGCUGAUGCCUCGGCUUUUAAUGCAUAUUGAAAAUUAUCCAUAUGAUAUUGUCUCUCUUAUUAAUUUGUAUAAUCACUAUUUAUUAUUACAUUUAAGUAAUGUAUAAUUAAUAAUUUAUUCUAGUUGAUAGAUCUAUUAUAAUAGAUUUCUUUUCAUAAUAUUAUAUCUCAUAAGUGUAAGUUUGAAAUUAGUUCUUAUAAAUUUACUCAACAACUUGAUGUUAUAAAUUUGUGACUGUAUUUAAUCCAGACUAUACAUGUGUGUAGUAUCUUUCACUUUUUAGAGAAAUUAUAGAUAAAUGUGAACGCAUAUCAUAAUGUAUUUAAAGAUCUUAUAUUAAUAAACCUUUUUACAAUAAUUCCAAUUGGAUUUAAGUAAAAAUAAGUUACUUACUUAAAACAUUGCAAACUAACUGCCACAAAUAUUUUGGUUUAUUAAUAUAAGUUUUAAGUAAAAAGCUGUUCUAAUUAUCUUAUAAUAUAUUAUGUGGGGCUUGUAAAAUGCAUUUGGACUACAUAUUUUUUUUAAGUUCUACUGAUAGGGAUAAUUUUUCAUUAAGAUUUAUGAUUAUUAUUUAGUUAAAUACUUAACAACACGAAACUAGUCAGUUAUAUAAUUUUUGCAAUGGUUAAUCUAAGUACCUAUCUAAACUUAAGUAUUUACUUAGUUGAAUUUCUGUGUUCUGUAACUUAAUCUUUGGUUAGGAUUUGAAUUUAAACUAUGUUGGUGUGGUGUUUCUUUAAUAUUAGUCUAAAAAAAUACACAAACAGGAACGAAUGGUGUGUAUAAACUAGUCACAGGUUUAAAUAAUUGUACCUGUUAUGUAUGUGAAACUGUUUUGAAUUUUUUAGGUUGAUAACUUUCAUUCUGUUGUUUAAGAAUACUGAAUCAUAUUAUGUAAAGAAACUCUAUAAGAAAUUUCAUAUUACUAUAAUUGAUUGAGAUCUUGCAUAUUUUAGUUAGCAUCAUAUAAUUCCUUCAUUUACCUUCUCUUAUCAUUCAUUACUAUUACACAAACAAUCUAAAAAAUUCAUAACAGCCUUGCUUGUAAUUUGUAUGCAUUGUGUCCUCCGUUUAAUACUUACCACCUGAUAAAAAUGUACCUAAGUAGUAGGGUUUUAAAAUUCCGACGGGGUAGAACUAUAUGCUGGCUCAUUUAGUUACAAGGUUUCAAAAUCUUAAAAAGGAAGCCUGCCCCAAAAAGACGUUAAAAGACUGUUAUCGAGGCUAUAUUAAUAUCUAUGAUAAUGUCGAAUUUAAUUAUUACAUUAAGAUCUGUCGGCAGGUUUCCUUGAUAUCGUUAUCGUUUACGUCGAGCGAGUCUUUGAUUCAAAAGUAUCCUGAUCAGUCCUUAGAAAAAAAAGGUUUAAAACUACAUUUAAUUGCUCACAUUAGGAUCUUGAAAAAUUAAAA